Molecule: messenger RNA, 1646 nt
Organism: Fragaria vesca subsp. vesca
Lineage: Eukaryota; Viridiplantae; Streptophyta; Magnoliopsida; Rosales; Rosaceae
Exons: 2
Coding region: 47-1450 (467 amino acids)
Biological process (GO): positive regulation of growth
Source: RefSeq, a predicted model, not a curated record
CACUCAUCACGUACUGCUCUCUCUUCUAUCUUCAAUCUUCCUCCACAUGGCACUCGAAACCCUUCUCCUUAGGGUUAAGUCCGCCAUCUCCCACAGCUUCGAUGCAGUACGUCACACAUCCUCAACGCCCGCAAAGCCCUCCCGUAAAUCAACAAACGUCGGCGUUUUGGCUUUCGAGAUCGCAGGCCUUAUGUCGAAGCUCCUCCACCUCUGGCAGUCCUUAUCAGACAAGAACAUGAUCCGUCUCCACAACGAGUCCAUAAACCUCGAAGGAGUCCGCAAGAUCGUCUCAAACGACGACGCUUUCCUUCUCAGUCUCGCCUGCGCUGAGCUCGUCGAGAACAUUAGGUUUCUGGCCAAGUCCGUCGCUAGAAUCAGCCACAAAUGCAACGACGCCAAUCUCAGAAGCUUUGAACGUUUGUUCAACGACUUCGCCAACUCGGGAAGAGACCCUUACAACUAUGUCAUCGGAUCGAAAGAGAUGGAAGCAAAGAACAACAAGAAGCUCGACAGGUACGUCAACCUAACCGCGCAGCUGUACAGAGAAAUGGACGAGCUCAACUCACUGGAAAGUUCAUUGAGGAAGGCUUUGAGAAGCGAAGAGUACGACGCGUCCCUGAGCAAAGAGCAAAAGGUGUUGGAUCUUCAGCAGAAGAUAGUGUGGCAGAGACAGGAGAUAAAGUAUCUAAAAGACAGGUCUCUCUGGAACCGAAGCUUCGAGACUGUGACAUGGAUUCUGGCCAGGUCUAUUUUCACUAUUCUUGCAAGGACAAAGGUGGUGUUCGGCAUAGGACAACCUUCUUAUUUGCCUCGUAGCCUCUCAGCCUCGGCCACUGUCCACCCUUCUGAUCAAGAUUUUGAUCAAGAGAGUAGUACUAUUGUUAAAGAUGAUUAUUCUUCCGGUAACGGAUUCUUUGAGUCCAACUCAAAGCUCCUAAAGCCGCCGCCAAGUACUCUAGGCGCGGCCGCUUUAGCGCUUCACUAUGCGAAUUUGAUCAUAGUGAUGGAGAAGAUGAUCAAGUUUCCUCAAAUGGUGGGGGUUGAUGCUAGGGAUGAUCUAUAUACGAUGUUGCCGAGUAGUGUACGGUCGGCGUUACGAGCUCGGUUGAGAGGAGUCGGGUUCUCGGCGAGUGAUCCGGUGCUAGCCGGAGAGUGGAGGGAGGCGUUGGGGAGGAUCCUAGGGUGGUUGUCACCGCUGGCGCAUAAUAUGAUAAAGUGGCAAAGUGAGAGGAGCUUUGAGCAACAAAACAUGGUGCCCAAAACAAAUGUGAUGCUUUUGCAGACUUUGUUUUUUGCAAACAAGGACAAGACGGAAGCAGCCAUAACCGAGUUGCUAGUGGGAUUGAACUAUAUUUGCAGGUUUGAGAGGGAGAUGACAGCGAAGGCAUUGUUUGAGUGCAACAAUUCCAUUAAUGGGUUGAUAAAUCUGCAGAGUUCUAGCGACAAUUAGGGUGAUAAACUUUUUCUUUUUAGAGCGUUUUACAUUUUGGAUUUCAGUUUUGAUUUCUGAAAUUUUAUCAUAUUGUUGAUUUUGAAUUUGAACUGCGUUUCAGAUCAUUGAGAUUUGAGAGGGUUUGUCUUGUAUCCGACCCUUUUCUGUAAAUCAUAAAUAAAUAGAUAUAAAUGUAAAUGAUUUGCUUCUUGAG